AUGUUAUACCCCUUCGGUCUGCUAUGCGUCGUCGCGCAGUUCUUCCGGCUCUCCUAUGAGAUGACGGUAUACAAUCCCGGGUCCACCGAACAACGCACUGGGAUGUCGGGAUGCGACGCGCCCGAAGCGACUUUGGGGAAUAUCGGAUGCGUCAGCGCGCUGAACGCGUACAACAACGUCCGGCUGCAACCUCCUCCACUUCCGAACCCGAUGCCGGCGACGUCGUUUGCUCUCACACUCCCAAAUCAGGGGCAACAUAUGUCCGGGCUGUCAAUACCGCAGAGGGGCGAUUUCUAUGGUUUCUCGAUCGAGAUGUUGGUAGUGGAACAAGUUGUCCCUUUCCUCAACUUCCUAGCCACGCUCGCAGAUCGAGCGAACAACGUGCGCAUUCGCAUCGGAGGGGACAUCCAAGAGCUGGCGUCGCUGGUGGACGGUUUACCGCAUAACGCGAUGAUAGCCAACGUGAACAGUGCUAUCAAUGGCUUCAGUAACAUGUCCCUACUUCCUCCAAACCGUCGGGUUGCAGGGUCAGACGCCGGCGCUAGACUAUAUACCAGCGGGCUACUGUACCUGCUCGCGAACGUGUCGUCCCUGGUCAACGUGAAGUGGUUCCUCGGCAUUCCAAUGAACGCCACAGCGCACUUCAGGCUGCAGAUCGCGGGUCUGGCAGACGCUGUGGGGUACCAGCGUCGGCCUCAGAACUGCACUGUCCAAGACUACUUUGACGAGUUCGGGGUAAUGGUCAAUGGGAUACACGACGACAAGCAGAUCAAGAACGCCAACAGACUCGUAGCUCCCAGCCUAUCAGGCACCUGGAAGGCCGAAGACCUUUGGGAAAGUGGCUACCUCGAUGCAUACUCCACCUCGAUUGGCGUUAUAGGCAUGGAACACUAUCCAGACCAGAACUGCGCGGCCGAAUUCCCUGACGGUGGCUUCGGGCCCGUCAAGGAUCCCCAGGCGGUCUUCCCAAACUAUCUGACCCAUGCCUCCGGUCAGCAGAUGGUGCAGCUGUACCUCAAUACUGCUGGCACCGCUCAACAACUUGGAAAGGAGUUCAUGAUGUUCGAGACGAACACCGCCUCCUGUGGUGGGUUCCCAGGCGUCAGCGACAGCUUCGCGUCUGGGCUGUGGGCUGUGGACUACGGCCUGCAGAUGGCGUUCAGCAACUUCACUGGUACGCUGUUGCACGUUGGUGGUCAGAACGUCUCCUAUAAUAGUUGGACGGUCGGCCCGGUGAUGUACGCCACACUCUUCGUGGCGGAAGCCCUUGGGACCAGCAACACGUCUCGAGUAGUAGACCUCCAUGCCAACCAUGGAAACGAAACGAUGCAUGCGCUCGCACGGAUAGCUCCAGUCAACUUCAUGAACGAGCAGGACGGUGCCGGCAGCUACAACGUGACGAUCUCUGUCGGCGGGGACACUGUAGCUGAAGCAGACGCUACGCCUCCGCAGGUACAAGUCAAAUUUCUGCUCGCACCAACCGUCAGCGAGAAGGAUCAGAUAACAUGGGCGAAUCAGACGUUCGGAGGCCGUUUUGCCGCUGACGGUCGUCUAUCUGGUACCGAGGUGAUCCAAACCGUCAGUUGCGACCAGGCUGCGAAUAGCUGUGUCAUAAUCGUCCCCGCCCCCGGGGCGGCCUUGGUCUUCCUCUCGAGCGGUGCACAAGCUUCGGAAAACCCCAAGGUGACCCACACGUAUUCGACCACUGCGGUCACUAACCCCGCGGCAACUGUGACGGGAGGUGCGAACGGCACGAAGCGUACCCUCGAUUCUCUAUCUACCAACUGGCUCUCGGUCCUGCUCGGUAUCGUGCUCUACCUUUGGUAG
Messenger RNA from Dichomitus squalens LYAD-421 SS1, 1827 nucleotides. RefSeq lists its product as uncharacterized. The coding region runs from base 1 to 1827 and encodes 608 amino acids. Lineage: Eukaryota; Fungi; Basidiomycota; Agaricomycetes; Polyporales; Polyporaceae. The transcript has 11 exons. The record is from RefSeq and is a predicted model, not a curated record.